Hemibagrus wyckioides is the source of this 7089-nucleotide messenger RNA. RefSeq lists its product as uncharacterized. The record is from RefSeq and is a predicted model, not a curated record. NCBI's taxonomy places the organism in Eukaryota, Metazoa, Chordata, Actinopteri, Siluriformes, Bagridae. The coding region runs from base 43 to 6369 and encodes 2108 amino acids. Gene Ontology annotation, molecular function: carbohydrate binding. The transcript has 55 exons.
ACUGAAACACUUCUGUUUGUGGAUACCAAAGUUUUUGCAGUCAUGAGUUUCUUGAGUUCAGUUGUGUCCCAAAGCAGCUGGUUCUGUUCCAACACCUGCUUCCACUCUGGACACCAGCAAGUUGCCAAUCCAAUAAUUCCCUAUGUUGGACCAAUAAUAUCAGGUGGAUUAAAACCAGGAAUGGCUCUCUAUAUCCAAGGAGUUGUUCCUGAUAAUGCCAAUCAGUUUUCAAUAAAUUUGCAAACAGGCCAGAAUAAAUACGACGACAUCGCUUUUCACUUCAAUCCCUGGAUCGGUCAGAAUGUAUAUCUGAACAGCUUCCAAAAUGGAAACUGGGCAUUGAGGGACUGUGUACCUGAUGAGUCCUUCACCAAAGGAGCAGCCUUCAAUAUGUUCAUUGUCAUCAACACAGAUGGUUAUGAGGUUUAUGUGAAUGACUUAAGACGCUACAUGUUCCAGCAUCGCAUUCCUUUAGACAGAGUUACUACACUCGCCAUCUGCGGCGACGUUAGCAUUGAUUUUUUUGGUUUGUGCGAAAACUGGAGAAGAACAGGCUUCACAGAGCAAGCAGUUACAAGCACAGGGAGAUCUUUCUCCAGCUUCUUACCAGUUCCUUCUGAGGUGUCACAGCAAGUCAUUCAGCCUGUUCUUCCCCAUGUAGGUAAAAUCAGGGACAGGUUAAAGCCAGAGAUGGCUGUAUUUUUCCAAGGAGCUCUUCCUGCACAUCCCAAAGAGUUUGAGAUAAAUUUCCAAACAGGACAGUCUGAUAGCGAUGACAUCGCUUUUCACUUCAACCCUCGCAUUGGGCAGUAUGUCUCGCUGAACAGUUUCAGGAAUGGAAGUUGGGACAAGGAGGAACGUGUCUCUGAUGAACUCUUUACCAAAGAAGCAGCUUUCUAUAUGUUUGUUGUGAUCGGUUUAGAGGGCUUUGAGGUUUAUGUGAAUGGUUUGCAACUCUGUAGGUUUAACCAUCGCGUUCCUCUGGAGAACAUUUCAACAAUUAGCAUUUAUGGAGAUGUUACAAUCCCCAUCUACGGUUUCAUCGAUAACUGGAACAGAUCCUUUACUUUUACGGAUUUUUUAAAAAUCACAGGGAUGGGAAGCUCAUUCCCGAGUCUGUUACCCAUCCUUUCGGAUAUUUCCCAUCCUGUCAUUCUUCCUACAAUUCCAUAUGUGGGAACAAUCAGAGGAGGGCUUAAACCAGAUAUGGCUGUAUUUUUUCAAGGCACUCUUCCUGCACAUGCCAAAAAGUUUGCAAUAAAUUUCCAAACAGGACAGUCUGAUAGCGAUGACAUUGCUUUCCACUUCAACCCUUGCAUCGGUCAAUAUGUUUGCCUGAACAGCUACAGAAAUGCAAGCUGGGAGCAGGAGGAAUCUACAUCUGAGAAACCUUUUACCAAGGGAGCAGCUUUCAAUAUGUUUAUCAUCAUCAAUUCCGAGGGCUAUGAGGUCCACGUGAACGGUGUCCAACUUUGUAUAUUUAAGCACCGCAUUCCUUUAGAGAACAUUACUACACUUGCCAUAUUCGGAGAUAUUUCGAUCUCCAUCUUUAGCUUCAUUGAUAACUGGAGUCGGUCACCUUUAUGUAUGGACCAAUCAAAUGUCACAGGAUGUAGGAGCUUGUUCUCCAAACACUUAUCUAUUCCUUCAGAGAUUUCACAUCCAGUCAUCCAGCCUGCACUACCGUAUAUGGGGAGCAUAAAAGAAGAAAUAAGACCAGAUAUGGCUCUUUUGUUCCAUGGUGUGGUUUCAGAACAUGGCAAAAGCUUUGAGAUCAACCUUCUGACAGGUGACUCUGGUUAUGAUGACAUUGCAUUUCACAUCAGUCCUCAUAUUGGUAAAUCUGUGGCCUUAAACAGCUUCAUGAAUGGCAGCUGGGAGACUGAGGAAUACGCCUCGGACAAUCCCUUCAGCAAGGGAGCAUCCUUUCAGAUGUUUUUUGUAAUCAACUCAGAGGGCUAUGACGUCUUUGUCAACAACCUGAAACACUGUACAUUCAAACACCAUAUUCCUUUGGAGAAGGUUUCAACACUUGGCAUUCGUGGAGAUGUUUCCAUUAACUACUUUGGUUUUGUUGAAAAUUGGAGCGCGUCCUCCGUGGCUAGGAAAAUGAAUGAGUUGACCAUUUCCGGGAUGCACAUUCCAUUAGAGAUUUCACAUCCAGUUGUCAACCCUGAACUUCCAUAUAGAGGUCCAAUCCCAGAAGGUUUAAGGACAGAUAUGGCUGUAACUCUUCAAGGAGCUCUUCCUGCAGAUGCCAAAGAGUUUACGAUAAAUUUCCAGACGGGUAAAAAUGAUGGUGAUGACAUCGCUUUUCACAUCAAUCCCCGAAUUGGUGAUUUAGUGGCUUUAAACAGCUUUAGAAAUGGUAGCUGGGAGACUGAGGAACAUGCCUCUGUCACAGCCUUUGCCAAGGAAGAAGCCUUGGAUAUGUCCAUUGCCAUCAACUCAGAGGGAUAUGAGGUCUAUGUGAAUGGAUUACACCACUGUACAUUCAAGCACCGUAUUCCUUUAGAGAAGGUUUCUACACUUGGCAUUUUUGGAGAUGUUAACGUCAAAUACUUCGGAUUUGUUGAAAAUUGGAGUAACUCCUCCAAUUUUAAGAAAAUUAAUGAAAUCACUACUGGGAGCCUGAUCGAUGUCCGUCCUGAGAUUUCAGCUGCGGUCAGCAACCCUGAAAUUCCAUAUGUAGGUGUAAUCCCUCAAGGAUUAAAGACAGACAUGGGCGUCAUGUUCCAAGUGUCUCUUCCUGCAGAUACCAAUGAUGCAGUGAUCUUCAAAAAUAUUCACCAUGAGACUGAAAACUUGAACGAAGCCUCCAUGACUGUGGAACUGAAUGAAAUCCAGAACACAUCACUGACUAGUGGGAGUCUGAUAGACGUCCCAGCAGAGAUUUCUCAUCCAGUCAGCGACCCUGAAAUUCCAUAUGUAGGUACAAUCUCAGGAGGAUUAAAGACAGACAUGGCUGUAGUCUUUCAAGGAGCUCUUCCUGCAGAUUCCAAAGAGUUUACGAUAAAUUUCCAGACGGGUAAAAAUGAUGGUGAUGACAUCGCUUUUCACAUCAACCCCCGAAUUGGUGAUUUAGUGGCUUUAAACAGCUUUAGAAAUGGUAGCUGGGAGACUGAGGAACAUGCCUCUGUCACAGCCUUUGCCAAGGAAGAAGCUUUGGAUAUGUCCAUUGGCAUCAACUCAGAGGGAUAUGAGGUCUAUGUGAAUGGAUUACACCACUGUACAUUCAAGCAUCGCAUUCCUUUAGAGAAGGUUUCUACACUUGGUAUUUUUGGAGACGUUAACAUCAAAUACUUUGGAUUUCUUGAUAACUGGAGUAACUCCUCCAUUUUUAAGAAAAUUAGUGAAAUCCAAGACAAGACAAUCACUACUGGGAGCCUGAUCGAUGUCCGUCCUGAGAUUUCAGCUGCGGUCAGCAACCCUGAAAUUCCAUAUGUAGGUGUAAUCCCUCAAGGAUUAAAGACAGACAUGGGCGUCAUGUUCCAAGUGUCUCUUCCUGCAGAUACCAAUGAUGCAGUGAUCUUCAAAAAUAUUCACCAUGAGACUGAAAACUUGAACGAAGCCUCCAUGACUGUGGAACUGAAUGAAAUCCAGAACACAUCACUGACUAGUGGGAGUCUGAUAGACGUCCCAGCAGAGAUUUCUCAUCCAGUCAGCGACCCUGAACUUCAAUAUGUUGGUGUAAUAAAUCAAAGAUUAAAGACAAACAGGGGCAUGAUGUUCAAAGUGUCUCUUCCUGCAGAUGCCAAUGAUGCUGUGAACUUAAAUACUUUUCACCAUGGAAGUAAAGUUGGUGCAACUAUCUUCAAUGUUUUUAGUAAUGAGACAUGGAGAAAUGAAUUCCUGCAUAAGCUGAGCAUUUCUGGGGACCUGAUGCACAUUCCAUCCGAGAUUUCACAUCCAGUCAUCUACCCUGAACUUCCAUACAGAGGUCCAAUCCCAGAAGGUUUAAGGACAGAUAUGGCUGUAACCCUUCAAGGAGCUCUUCCUGCAGAUGCCAAAGAGUUUACGAUAAAUUUCCAGACGGGUAAAAAUGAUGGCGAUGACGUCGCUUUUCACAUCAACCCCCGAAUUGGAGAUUUAGUGGCUUUAAACAGCUUUAGAAAUGGUAGCUGGGAGACUGAGGAACAUGCCUCUGUCACAGCCUUUGCCAAGGAAGCAGCCUUGGAUAUGUCCAUUGGCAUCAACUCAGAGGGAUAUGAGGUCUAUGUGAAUGGAUUACACCAGUGUACAUUCAAGCACCGCAUUCCUUUAGAGAAGGUUUCUACACUUGGUAUUUUUGGAGAUGUUAACGUCAAAUACUUUGGAUUUCUUGAAAACUGGAGUAACUCCUCCAUUUUUAAGAAAAUUAAUGAAAUCCAAGACAAGACAAUCACUACUGGGAGCCUGAUCGAUGUCUGUCCUGAGAUUUCACCUGCGGUCAGCAACCCUGAAAUUCCCUAUGUUGGUGUAAUCCCUCAAGGGUUAAAGAUAGACAGGGGCUUCAUGUUCCAAGUGGCUCUUCCUACAGAAGCCAAUGAUGCUGUAAACCUCAGAAGUAUUCACCAUGGAAGUGAAGAAAACAUAGGCGAAUCCUCUAUGAUUGUGAAAAUGAAUGAAAUCCAGGACACGUCACUGGCCAGUGGGAGCCUGAUGGACGUCCCAGAGGAGAGCAACCCUGAACUUCAAUAUGUUGGUGUAAUCUCCCAAGGGUUAAAGACAGACAUGGGCAUCAUGUUCCAAGUGUCUCUACCUGCAGAUGCCAAUGAUGCUGUGACCGUCAAAAGUAUUCACCAUGAAAGUGAAAACUUAAGUGAAUCCUCCAUGAUUGUGGAAAUGUCUGAAAUCCAGGACACGUCAGUGACUAGUGGGAGCCUGAUAGACGUCCCAGCAGAGAUUUCACAUCCAAUCAGCAACCCUGAAAUUCCAUAUGUAGGUGCAAUCCCAGGAGGAUUGAAGACAGACAUGGCUGUAGUCUUUCAAGGAGCUCUUCCUGCAGAUUCGAAAGAGUUUACAGUUAAUUUCCAGACGGGUAAAAAUGAUGGUGAUGACAUCGCUUUUCACAUCAAUCCCCGAAUUGGUGAUUUAGUGGCUUUAAACAGCUUUAGAAAUGGUAGCUGGGAGACUGAGGAACAUGCCUCUGUCACAGCCUUUGCCAAGGAAGGCGCCUUGAAUAUGUCCAUUGCCAUCAACUCAGAGGGAUAUGAGGUCUAUGUGAAUGGAUUACACCACUGUACAUUCAAGCACCGCAUUCCUUUAGAGAAGGUUUCUACACUUGGUAUUGUUGGAGAUGUUAACGUCAAAUACUUCGGAUUUGUUGAAAACUGGAGCAGUUCUUCCUUGGCGUUGAGAGAAAAUAAAGAACUCACACUUCUACCCAUCACGUCAGACAAGCUUGCGCUUCCAUUUGUAAGCACCAUCCCGGGUGGGAUAAGAGCAGAUAUGGCUGUACUGUUUUGUGGGACAGUUUUUGCAGACUCAAAUGAGUUUGAAAUAAAUUUCCAAACAGGUCAGUCCUCGGAUGAUAUCGCUUUUAACAUCAAUCCCCAAAUUGUCCGUUUCCUGGUGCUAAGCAGCCUCAGAAAAGGUAGUUGGGAAAGUGAAGAUUUAGCUUCAGACAAGGGAGCAGCCUUCAAUAUGUUUGUUGCCGUCAGAUUGGAGGGUUAUGAGGUCUUUGUGAAUGGCCUGCGGUAUUGCAUGUUCAAGCAUCGCAUUCCUUCAGAGACCAUUUCUUCACUUGGCAUUCGUGGAGAUGUUUUCGUCAAUUUUAUCGGUCUAAUUGACAACUGGAGUAGCUGCUCCAUGGUUAUGGAAAAAUCUUGCUGGAGACCGAUACCAAUCUCAUCACAGCUUUCACAUCCAUUCAGCAACUUGGUCCUUCCUUAUGUAGGAGUGAUCCCAGGAAAGGCAAGACCAGAUAUGGCUAUCUUGUUCCAAGGGGCUCUUCCAGCAGAUGCCAAUGAGUUUACAAUCAAUUUCCAAACAGGUGACUCUAAUGGUGAUGACAUCGCCUUUCACAUUAACCCCCAACUUGGCCAUCAUGUGGCAAUAAACAGCUUCAGAAAUGGUAGCUGGGAGACUGAGGAAUCUGUCUCGGACAAACCCUUCACCAAGGGAGCGUCCUUUAAUGUGUUUGUCGUCAUUAAAUCUGAGCACUAUGAGGUCUACGUGAAUGGCUUGGAACUUUGCACAUUCAAACACCGUAUUCCUGUAGAGAACAUUUCUACACUUGGCAUUUCUGGAGAUGUUUCCAUCAAUUUCAUUGGUUUUAUUGAGACCUGGAGCAAAUUUUCCUUCAUCAUAGAAAAUAAUGAACUCACAGGCAUGCGAAGCUCGUCCUGGAGACGCUCGUCCCAAAAGAUGAUCAGCACGUCAGCUUAAGAUUUUUAAUCACGUUCUCAUAACUGUGCUGGCUUCUGUUUUUUUUUAAUAGUCCUUUUGCAUCAUUAUUUAGAGUUUUAACUAGAAUUAGAAUUGUGUUCUGCAUGUAACCAUUUCAAUAAUAGAUUAGAAAUAUAGUUAACACUUUACAUUAAGAUUACCUCAAUGAACAUUAUUUACUGCAUUUAUUAACAUUAACGAAGCAUUAACUUUGUUUUUUUAAUAACAUCAUGAAUGGUUAAUAAUGUUAAAAUGUACCCAUUUAAUGUUUCUUACAUUAAUGACUAAAAAUGUCCACAGAGGUUCAAUUAUAGUACUAAAUGUUGAGAACUUAUUUAUCUUGUCUCCAAACAUAGAAAUUAUAGUACUUUCCUAACUUUUACUUUUAGAUCACAACUGCAAAAUUGGUUAUUUCUGGAUAAUACAUUUACAUUUCUAGCGUUCUAGCAGACAUCUUUAUCCAGAGCAACUUACACUUUAUCUCAUUUUAUACAACUGGGCAAUUGAGGGUUAAGGGCCUUGCUCAAGGGGCCAGCAGUGGCAGCCUAGUGGACCUGGGAUUCAAAGUAGUUCAUCAGUAGUCCAACACCUUAACCUCUAAGCUACCACAUACUUGUUUAUGUUAUUAAUCUUUAUGGUUGGUUGAUGUUAAGCAACACACUGUCAGUAAGUUUAACACAAACAUUUAUUCAAUAUACUGAAAAUAUUAAUUGUAGUCCC